Emiliania huxleyi CCMP1516 is the source of this 242-nucleotide messenger RNA. RefSeq lists its product as hypothetical. The record is from RefSeq and is a predicted model, not a curated record. Lineage: Eukaryota; Haptophyta; Isochrysidales; Noelaerhabdaceae. The annotation marks the transcript as partial. The transcript is spliced from 2 exons.
AUGUUCUAUCUCGCCGACAUCGGCGGGAACCAGGCGCUCGACGCCUUCUACCUCCUGAUCAUGGGCGUCUUCGUCUUCUUCAUGCAGGUGCGCGGCGCCCCGAAAGCGCGCGCCGAAACGCAGUACUCACCUCCCGAUCGCCCUCGCAGCGCCAUCAUCUGGUGGGCGUGGGGCAUGGGCGUCGCGUACGGCGACUCGGGCACGGAAGACGGCAACGUCUUCAUUGGCACCGCAGUCGGCGG